AUGGCAUGCGAGCACGUUGUGGCAACGAGGCAAACGAAGGCGUGGCAGAGAGACGACGACAAACCACGACAUUGGUUCAUCGUCAUUCAUCCUCUUUGCAACCCUAUUCGUUUUCUUCUCAGAGGUGAUCCUGAGCUGAACAAGCAUGGCGUCGGAAAACUUACAGGAAUCAACUAUGCAAGUGAGGCAGAAGCUUACAAAAAGCUUUUGAUCAAAAAUCAGGAUGCGCCAACCGUUCGAAAGCUCCUGCAAUACUGGAACAUGCAAGUUUUUCCACAAUUCCUCCUCACUCCCGACUCACAGGACGAAGAAGAAGAAGCACCAUGUGUCCAGGUUGAUGCUGAUGAAAACCCAGGUCUCGAUUCCAUGUUCUGUGGACUGUGUAUGGGAGCCGAUACUUCUUCAGCUCCCACUUCGAAAAAUUCUAGCUCGCUCCCACUCCCCCAGACCCUUCCAACCGAUGUAGAGUGCGUGAACGCCCACUCAGAUGUGGAAUGGGCACCGGAUUUGCAUCCAAACGUGGAAGCGCACACCCCUGCUCCUGUCGCGCCCAUCUCCCAAUCAAUCAAUCCACCCCAUGGACGUUGUCGAGUCCCCACACCAGUUCCCUCAACCUCCAAGGCUGUUGCUGAUGUGCCUGCGCCACCCGCUAAAGCUCCCCAUGGUCGACACCCAAAACAGGUUUCGGUUGUUCAAGUUGAUGCUGAUUCAGGUGCCGGAUGCAGCGCUCGCUCGUCCAAGUCGGCAGACGCGUGGUGCAAAAUCGAAGGCAAAUGCGAAGUAGCUGGGUCCAGCAUUGUGAGGGCAUCGUCGACGAGCAGCCGUUGA
Messenger RNA from Laccaria bicolor S238N-H82, 828 nucleotides. RefSeq lists its product as uncharacterized. The record is from RefSeq and is a predicted model, not a curated record. Bases 1 to 828 code for a protein of 275 amino acids. The transcript is spliced from 3 exons. NCBI's taxonomy places the organism in Eukaryota, Fungi, Basidiomycota, Agaricomycetes, Agaricales, Hydnangiaceae.